Molecule: messenger RNA, 3722 nt
Organism: Biomphalaria glabrata
Lineage: Eukaryota; Metazoa; Mollusca; Gastropoda; Planorbidae
Product: protein lin-37 homolog
Exons: 8
Coding region: 401-1102 (233 amino acids)
Biological process (GO): negative regulation of transcription by RNA polymerase II
Cellular component (GO): transcription repressor complex; Myb complex
Source: RefSeq, a predicted model, not a curated record
AACAUUGCUUUAGUUUUGUUUUUAAUAUAAUUUUAGAUCAUUACUAUUUUCUUCACUCAACAAGAUAACGACCAGUUGUAACUCUAAAACAAGAAAACUACGAUUAAUUGCCUGAUAUAGGAUAUUUGCAGAUAUAAAAACGAUAAAUAUAAUAAUAUAAUAAUAAUGAUGCUGCUACGGUCUGGAUUCUGAUAAGUUUCACAUUUAUUAUGUAGAUGUAGAAUCUACAAUCUGAUCUAGAUCUAAAUACUGGCGUGGAUAGCAGAUGAUGAUUGCAAUAUUUCUUUUUUAAAACGUUUAUCAGGCAUUUCUGAAGCGCUGCUCAAAAACAAGAUCUAGAUCUAGAGAUCUAAUCUAGCCCUAGUCUAUAUAGGUCUAGAGUCUAGACUAGAUUUCAGACAUGGCAAAUAAAGCUAAACAAGUAGAAGUAACUUCUGCGAGAAUUCGAUUGGAUGCCACUUUGCAACAUUUAGUAGACAAAAAGGAUGAGAGUCAUGAAACAAGUGAAGGGGAAUCUAAUACAUCAGUUGUGGAACCACCAAGUGUCAAGACUAUACCUUCCUUAAAGAAAUCAGCUACAAAACCAAGCAAGAAACGAAAAAGAAGAGAUAAUGCUGGUGAUGUUGAUAGUGCUGAUGAACAUCAAACUGUAAUUAUGAAGUUGUUUGAUCGCAGUGUUGAUCUUGCUUUGUUUCCUGAAGACACUCCCCUGUAUCCAGUAUGUCGAGCUUGGAUACAGAAUCGACCACUAGAUAAAAGCUUAGGAACAUUAAAAGAGAGGCCAGCAACGCCUAAACAGGAAGAGGAUUCGAUGAAUGAUUUCUACCCAUUUGUUUAUGAAAUGCCUCUUCCAAUGAAAUCAGAAGAUGGGUGUCUAUAUGAUUUAAGAGUUCCUGAACCAUUGCCACAGACAGAUGAAAAGCUAGAUAUCCAUGCUCAUCCCAAAACCUACCCAGCAGGUGAUCAGUUGUUACUAAGCAAUCUGGCUCGGUGGAAAGAAAUUAGAAAUAGAUGGCGUGAGGCAAGCAUAAUGAAUGAAAUGCAGUAUGUGGGAAGUAUGAACUUGUUGAAGGAAAUGUUUGAUAGAAGUGUUGAGAAUUGAAUAUUGCCAUCUCAGCAUUAUCAUUGUAUAGAAGCCUCGCUGUAAAUAAAAUGAAAUGUAUAAUAAAUGGUGGUCAUUUCACUUUAGUAGUGGAACUAGUUGAGAAAACAACUGUCCCUUUGUUCAUCUUUAGGUAACCUCAGCCUGGUUUAUAAAUCUCUUUUCUUUUCUCUAUUCAAAUGAAAACAGCUCAAUUAAACUUCAGUAGUGCAUUUUGGUUUUUGAGAAAAGUCAGCAAAAGUGUCUUUAUACUUUGUUGUUUUUUUUUGUAAGCUUAUUAUUUGAGAUUGGUUAACUAUUUUUAAAAAAUGUUAUGGAAAUAUAUUUCUAUGAAAAUCUUCAAAACUUUAUUUUAUAUUUUUAAAGAAAGUGUAAUGAAGUUCUUUUUUUAUUAUUAUUUUAUGAACCAAAUUAAUUUUUUUCUUAGUUGUAUAAUUUUAAACUAUUAUCUAGAUAUUCUUUAAGGCAAUUCUGUACCAUUGAAAAAUCUAAAUUCUUAUGAAAAUGAUUAGUACUUGUGAAAUGAUCUUGUAUAUAAGAAUAAAUGUAACCUUUUAAACUUCAUUUAAGAUACAUCAUCAAGAUAAAAAAUAUGAAUAUUAGAAAACCACAAAAUAAAAUCCAUUAAAGAAAGAUUGAGAAUCCCCCAACUUAUAGAAAAAUACAGUUUUCCACCUUUUUGGGGGGUAUUUUUUUUAACUUAGGGGGCGUUUUUGCUAUUUUGGGGGGCGCUGGGAGUCAAAGGGGCAGUAGGGGGGGCGCUGGGCACAAAAGGGGGCGCUUGGUAUAAAGGGAGAAAGAGGAAACUCAAAGUGCACUUCAUCAUCACUCCUUUGAGUUCCUCGUGAAACAGGGCCUCGACAAAAACACGCUUCUUCAAGUACACUGCUUUGCCAUGUUCUUUUUGGUCUUCCUCUGCGUCUUGUUCCCUGGGGUUUCCACUCUAAGGCCUGCCUAGCUCUGUUGCUGGUAUCUUUUCUAACGGUGUGACCAAUCCAUCUCCACUUCCUCUCUAAGAUCUGCACUUCUUAUAUUUUUCUGUCCACUCAUCUCCCACAGUUUGGUGUUUUCUACUUUGUCAUACCAGUGUAUUUUUAGGAUAUUUCUCAGGCAUCUGUUGAUGAAGGUCUGUAUUUUUUUUUUGUUGUGGCUUCGGUUGUUCUCCAUGUUUCAGAACCAUACAGUAGGACAGCCUUGACAUUAGAGUUAAAGAUUCUUAGUUUAGUCUUGUUUGAGAUGUAAGGAGAUUUCCAGGUUGGUUUUAGCUGUGUAAAUGUCUGACGCGCUAGAUUUAUACGGGCGUUUAAUGUCUUCAUCUGUUCCACCUGAUAUACUGACUACACUCCCAAGGUAUAUACAAUUUUCUACUUGGUCUAUUGUCUGAGAAUCCAGUACUAUGUCUCCAAUUUGUUUAUUGUUCACUUUGAGUACUUUAGUUUUUUGGUGGUUUAUUUUGAGGCCUACUCUUUUUCCUACUUCGCUUAAAGCUGUGACCUUUUCUUGCAUAUCCUGUAGUCUGUGUGAUAAUAGGGCUAUGUCAUCAGCGAAUUCCAGAUCUUCCAGCUUUUGUGUGAGAGUCCAUUGGAUUCCUUUCCCUGAAUUUGAGUAGGCUUCCUUUGUGACCAAAUCCAAUACUAGAAGGAACAGGAGUGGUGAAAGAAGACAUCCCUGUUUGACUCCUGUUGUUACUGGAAAUUCCUCUGACAGCUUGCCACAGUGGGUUACUUGGCAGGUGAAACCAUCAUUAAGGUUCUUGAUUAUGGUUAUUAUUUUAUUGGGGAUCCCAUAAUGUCUCAUUACAGUCCAGAUAGAUUCUCUGUCGACACUAUCAAAAGCUUUUUCAAAGUCGACAAAAGUUCUACAAUUAUUCUGAGUGUAGCUAUUUGGUCAGCACAAGAUCUCCCUUUUCUGAAUCCGGCCUGUUCUUCUCUUAGGUGUUCAUCACAUGCUCCCUUUAUUCUGUUUAGUAGGAUUCUGCUGAAAAUCUUGCUUGGUACUGACAACAAAGUGAUGCCUUGCCAUUUCUCACAUUGUGAUAGAUCUCCACUCUUUGGUAUUUUUAUUAGCAAGCCCUUUUCCACUCACCCGGAGGUGUUUCUGUUAACCAAAUUUUGUUGAAUAGUUUGUGCAGUUGGUCAACUAUUUCCCUUCCUCCUUCUUUUAGGACUUCGGGUGGUAUGUUGUCAAUUCCAGCAGCUUUACCUGUCUUCAUUUGUUUGAGUGCAUUCCUUAUUUUUUCUUUUAUUUCUUCCAUGUUUAUGUCUAGUGUUGGUCCUACAUUUAGAUCUGGUGGAUAUCGUGGUUUAGGUCUAUUGAGCACUUCUUGAAAAUAUUCUUUCCAUCUUUCAAGUUGUUCAUUUAUUGAAGAAAGUAGUUUUCCAUAUUUGUCUCGGACUGGAACAUUGCAAUUAGCCUUUUUGGUACUGAGAAGUUUGGUGAUUUUGUACAGUUGUUUUAUAUCUCCUUUACCUGCUGCUUCUUCUGCCUGUGCCAGAUUAUUGUAAAAUGAUCGUUUGUCUUGUCUAAGCAUUUUGGUGACUUUUUGUGAAACUGCUUGGUAGUCUUGUUUUGAUUGUUGCUUGUGGUUUCUUGUUUUUGCUAGGUUAACUGCCUGUUUAGC